GGCCAUCCCAGGCAUACACACUCGUCACUCUGACACGCUCUCAGAGACACGACAACUUUAGGCCAGCUUUCGACCACAACAAGCGGACAGCCACCGUCAACAUGCCUGUCGAGAAAGUCGUCGGAAACUCUACCCCUUACCAGGGUCGCAAGUCGUCCAAGCCUCUGAUGGAGAAACGUCGCCGCGCCAGAAUCAACAACAGUCUGAACGAGCUGAAGAACCUCAUCCUGGGGACCGUCAAGGAUGACAUCAACGCGCCUCACCACUCCAAGCUUGAGAAGGCCGACAUCCUGGAGAUCGCCGUGAAGCACGUCCGCAGCCUACAGAGGCAGCAGAUGGCCGCCGCCGCCUCCGCCGACCCCGCGGCGCUGGGCAGGUACCGGGCGGGCUACAGCCGCUGCCGGGCCGAGGUGGCCCGCUUCAUGGGCACGGUGGACGGCGUGGAGCCGCAGGUCAGGCAGAAGCUGCUCAACCACUUGGAGAGGGUAGACCCCGCUGUACACACCAGCCAGCACGGUCAGCCCAUCCGGCUACAGGCCCCCGAAACCACCGGCUACCUCCCCGGGCACCAGGCGUCCCCCCUCCCGACCGUACCAGCGACGGUGUACGGUGGCGUACCACACGGCGCUGCUGCUGUGCUCCUUCCCGGCCAGGCACCCACCCAGCACCUGGUUCCCCUGUACGUCAACAACGUUCACGUCAACAUCCCCGCCGAGCACUCGCCCGUACACGGACUUACGCCCUCACCCGUAUACGGACUGAACACCGUCGAGAACAGCGUCAGCCAGACCGUACCGACACAGCAGUUCGCCUCGGCGCACACAGCCCUCAGCCCCGCUCACAUCAAGUCCGCGUCUCCCGUCAACGAGUCGGAAAAGAUGUGGAGACCGUGGUGAACUCUGUGAGACUCUGCUUGUAGCAUAACUUGUAUAUACUGUAAUGAUCGCUCUAUAUUUGAUACAAGAAACAUGUUUGUAUGUUUGUCGUUCUAAGCUGCUGCCUUUGUGCACUCUAUCCUUGUGAAUGGUGACUGCUUUUUCACAUUAAAAAGGAUAAAAACUUACAACUUGUCU
Branchiostoma belcheri (Belcher's lancelet) is the source of this 1073-nucleotide messenger RNA. RefSeq names its product transcription factor HES-4-B-like. The coding region runs from base 102 to 896 and encodes 264 amino acids. Gene Ontology annotation, cellular component: nucleus. Gene Ontology annotation, biological process: regulation of neurogenesis; regulation of transcription by RNA polymerase II; anterior/posterior pattern specification. The transcript is spliced from 3 exons. Gene Ontology annotation, molecular function: DNA-binding transcription factor activity, RNA polymerase II-specific; protein dimerization activity; RNA polymerase II cis-regulatory region sequence-specific DNA binding. The record is from RefSeq and is a predicted model, not a curated record. NCBI's taxonomy places the organism in Eukaryota, Metazoa, Chordata, Leptocardii, Amphioxiformes, Branchiostomatidae.